Molecule: messenger RNA, 1839 nt
Organism: Lichtheimia ornata
Lineage: Eukaryota; Fungi; Mucoromycota; Mucoromycetes; Mucorales; Lichtheimiaceae
Exons: 3
Coding region: 1-1839 (612 amino acids)
Molecular function (GO): protein binding
Source: RefSeq, a predicted model, not a curated record
AUGAGCAAAUCAUGCAAUAAUUCCACUACUACUGCAGCCUCUCUUGAGUCACUUUUCAAUGAGAUCACCAACGAGUCCCUUCGCGAAAGGUUAAAGAGCGCGCUCAAAGCACACACGGAUGCCUUGAUUGAACAACUUGACACGGCACAGCAUAUAAGAGCAACACUGGAAGAUCGCCUUAGUGCUAGAACGAUUCAAUACAACAAGGCUGUACGCGAAGUGCGCUAUUUUCGUGAAAAGUAUCAGCACAUGGCUGCUCGCUAUCAUGAACGAGAACUUUUGAAGUUAUACAACAAUGAGGAUUCUUCAAUAGCACCAAUGGAUUCAUUCUAUUCAGCUGAAGAAGACACAUCUUUAUUACGUUCUCGUGAUGGUAUCAGGAUGUAUGAAAGGGCGGAAGAAGGUGAUCAUCCCAGCUGCAAGCCAUCGCCGUGGGAAUACACAACAGCCAGCAGCUCACAUACAUCGCCUUAUUCCUCAGAGCGCAGCAGCACGACAUCAAAACCUGGUCUUUCUUAUAACAAUACAGAGAUGAAAAGGGCUUUGAGUGACGACCGUAUUGAUCUUUUGGAUGUCAUGGCUGCUGUCACUGAAAACGCACACAUGCUUACUCUCACUACACCUGAACCAAUGCCACCACCUCAACAUCCACCACCACCACCGCCACCGCCACUUCUUGAAUCACCCGUUUCCCCUUCCUCGCCCGCUGAGAAUAAUCAACCACAAGACACAAAGAAACAAAAGGAUACGCCCUCAACUGAAUCAGCUGCAGCAACCAUCAAAACACGUACCAUGGACCUUACCUAUGCUUGUGGUGAUGGUUUUUGGGACACGAUUGCACGAGGCAAAAACAAAAAGAACGAAGUGGAUACAUUGAUAAGCAACUACCUACGGCGUGGUGGACAACCCAAUGUGGCCAAGAACUCAGCAUCACUCAAAUCUGUCAAGGAAGGAUAUGGUUUACUACAUGCACUUGUUGCCGUCAAAAACAGCCAAGCUGUGAGUCGCGUGAUUGAAGCUGGUGCUAAUCCCAACAUUGUUGCUCUUGGACCCAAUGAGGAGGAUAAGACUACACCCUUGGUCCUUGCUGCUCAACUAGGCUACAUGCGUGGUGUAAGGCUUUUGUAUGAACGUGCUAAUGCGGACCUUUUUCAACGUGGCCCACGGCAAAUGACUGCACUUCAUGCAGCCGUUUCCAAUGAUUCCUUGGAUAUCGUUGUAUACCUAUUACGUGCCUCUCGGCUAACAUUGCUGGAUAGCGUGGAUGUUGAUGGUGCGACACCUUUACACUAUGCGUGCAUGUUAGGGCGUACACGAAUGAUGCUGAUCUUUUUGCGAGACUGUCAAGCUAAGCCAGAUCCACGAGAUCACAAAGGUGAAACACCUUUACAUUAUGCGGUACGACGACGACAAUACAAGGCUGUGUGUAAGCUUGUUGGUGAUCUUGGCGUGUAUCCUAAUCCUUACGUGCCCAAACAAACACCUACACCUCUCGACCUUGCUCGUUCAGGCGGCUUCAAAUCGAUUUCUGAAUAUCUGCGAAAGAUGGGUGCAAAGACCAGCAAGGAAAUGGAUAAGACUGCCAAACGUUCCUCGUCCGCAAACAAUAGCAAUCACACCACCACAUCCAGUACGGCAACCACUACUACCACAAGCAGCAAUAAUUCAAGUUCAAUCAGCAGCUCUGCUAGCACAUUUGCUACAUCCUCAACCAUUGGUGCUCCAAGUAUUGUCAGCAGUGCAGAAAGCAUUAGCGUCUAUAGUAGCAGCGAUGGCUCAUCGAUUGGCAGCUUUCUUUCACCAAAAUUAUCAACGACAUUACGCUCCUUCAACUUGUGA